UGGAUAAUUUGAUUUGUCUACCAAACACUAAUACACUAUCAUACAAACAAUGGAGACUGACGGAGAGAAAACAGCAACGACGUCGUUAGAAACCGAAACUUCGGUGGAGAAGACGUUCGAGGCGACAGAGGUUCUGCCAUGGAAACAACAAUUGACAAUACGAGCAUUCGUAGUAAGCUUUGUGUUGAGCAUACUUUUCAGCGUCAUUGUUAUGAAACUCAACCUAACAACCGGGAUUAUUCCGUCGCUUAAUAUUUCCGCCGGUUUGUUGGGGUUUUUCUUCGUUAAAACUUGGACUAAGUUGCUUGAGAAAUCUGGUUACCUUAAACAACCCUUUACUCGUCAAGAAAAUACUGUUAUUCAGACUUGUGUUGUUGCCUCCUCCGGCAUCGCCUUCUCCGGAGGAUUCGGGAGUUAUGUUCUUGGAAUGAGUGAUAGAGUUGCUCAACUGGGAGAUAAAGGGUUUCUACUAGACACCAAGAACCCUUCUUUGGGAUGGAUGAUUGGCUUUCUCUUUGUUGUUAGCUUCAUAGGCCUCUUUUCAGUUGUUCCCCUCCGUAAGAUUAUGAUUAUGGACUUCAAACUUACUUACCCAAGUGGGACUGCUACUGCGCAUCUCAUCAACAGCUUUCACACCCCCGAGGGUGCAAUAUUAGCCAAGAAGAAAGUGAAGACACUAGGGAAAUUUUUCUCCUUGAGCUUCUUGUGGGGUUGCUUCCAAUGGUUCUUCACAGGAGGUGAUGAUUGUGGAUUUGCAAGUUUACCCACUUUCGGUAAUAAAGCCUACCAACAAAAAUUUUUCUUUGAUUUUUCUGCAACAUAUGUGGGUGUGGGGAUGAUAUGCUCUCAUCUUACAAAUCUAUCUUUACUACUCGGAGCAAUUUUAUCAUGGGGUAUCAUGUGGCCUCUCAUAGGCCAACACAAAGGUCAUUGGUAUGAUGCAACUCUCUCUGAUAGCAAUCUUCAUGGCCUGCAAGGUUACAGGGUUUUUAUUGGCAUAGCGAUUAUUCUAGGAGAUGGACUGUAUAGUUUUGUCAAAGUUUUUGGACGAUCAAUGGUUGCGUUGUAUAAACAGUAUAAAACAAGAAAUACCGGUGGAAUACUUCCUUAUAAUCAUCGUCCCAAACCAGAAGAACCAUUCGAUGACAAAAGAAGAAGUGAAUAUUUCCUCAAAGACAGCAUUCCAAACUGGUUUGCAUUAGCUGGUUAUGUUGCAAUUGCUGCAGUUGCCAUUGGCGUACUUCCACAGAUCUUCCAUCAGCUCAAAUGGUACCAUGUGUUGGUCAUGUAUAUUGUUGCACCUGUGUUGGCCUUCUGUAAUGCUUAUGGUUGUGGUUUGACUGACUGGUCAUUGGCCUCUACUUAUGGGAAACUGGCUAUCUUUAUUAUUGGAGGAUGGGCUGGUGCUUCUCAUGGUGGGAUUGUGGCUGGACUUGCAGCUUGUGGUGUUAUGAUGAACAUUGUUUCAACAGCAUCGGAUCUUACUCAAGAUUUUAAAACAGGUUACAUGACGCUAGCUUCACCAAGAUCAAUGUUCGUGAGCCAAAUAAUAGGAACAGCAAUGGGCUGCAUCAUAUCCCCUUGCGUCUUCUGGGUAUUCUACAUGGCUUUCCCCGACAUUGGACUACCAACUUCCAAAUACCCAGCACCAUUUGCAUCCGUCUACAGAAGCAUAGCCCUUCUUGGAAUCGAAGGCGUAAGCACCUUGCCUAAGCAUUGUCUAACCUUAUGCAUAAUAUUCUUCAUCGUUGCAAUGGCCGUCAAUGGUCUCAAAGAUUUGGUAGGGGAGAAGUAUGCGAAGUUUAUACCAAUCCCGCUAGCUAUGGCUAUACCUUUCUACCUCGGAGGCUACUUUGCCAUCGACAUGUGCGUUGGUAGUUUGAUACUCUUCUUGUGGCACUACAAAAAUAAGGCGGAAGCUGAUGCGUACGCGCCUGCUGUUGCGUCUGGGUUGAUUUGCGGUGAUGGGAUUUGGACGAUGCCGAGUUCUGUACUUGCUUUGAUUGGUGUUAAUCCACCUCUUUGCCUCAAGGUUCUUACUAGACGAAAAGCAAGCAUGCUAACUUAGUGUAGUAUAUCAUCAGAUAUAUAAUAUCAAUGUUUUAUAACUAGUACUAUGUAAUUAUGUUUGGAUUAAAACUCAAUCUAUCUAGCUAAUACAAUUGUUUUUCUUAGCUGAACAAUAA
Messenger RNA from Spinacia oleracea (spinach), 2186 nucleotides. Its product is annotated as probable metal-nicotianamine transporter YSL7. Gene Ontology annotation, molecular function: oligopeptide transmembrane transporter activity. The record is from RefSeq and is a predicted model, not a curated record. Gene Ontology annotation, cellular component: membrane. The coding region runs from base 50 to 2068 and encodes 672 amino acids. The transcript is spliced from 7 exons. Lineage: Eukaryota; Viridiplantae; Streptophyta; Magnoliopsida; Caryophyllales; Amaranthaceae.